Messenger RNA from Esox lucius (northern pike), 1192 nucleotides. RefSeq names its product glycine cleavage system protein H (aminomethyl carrier), a (gene gcsha). Gene Ontology annotation, cellular component: cytoplasm; mitochondrion; glycine cleavage complex. Gene Ontology annotation, biological process: protein lipoylation; glycine decarboxylation via glycine cleavage system. The transcript is spliced from 5 exons. The record is from RefSeq and is a predicted model, not a curated record. Bases 36 to 560 code for a protein of 174 amino acids. Lineage: Eukaryota; Metazoa; Chordata; Actinopteri; Esociformes; Esocidae.
CGCGACUGUAACUACAGUCAUAAAAACAGAGGAAAAUGGCUGCAUGUGUGAUGCUACGUUGCUUGUCCUCCAACUUUACUUCUGCCCUAUCUUUGCUCUCACGUUCAGCACAGCUACCUCCUACUCGGCUGGUAUCUAGGCCAUAUUUACUACGGACUCUGUCCACUGCCACUCAACUCCCAUCAGCUCUUAAAUUCACAGACAAACACGAAUGGAUACGAGUAGAGGGAGGGUUAGGGACGGUUGGAAUCAGCAACUUUGCUCAGGAAGCUCUGGGAGAUGUGGUGUACUGUGGACUACCAGAGGUUGGCACCCAGCUGGCACAGGCUGAUGAGUUUGGAGCGUUGGAGAGUGUGAAGGCAGCCAGUGAGCUGUACUCUCCUCUGACCGGUGAAGUCAUGGAGGUCAACCAACUCCUGGCAGAUAAACCAGGGCUCAUCAACAAGUCCUGCUACAAAGAUGGCUGGCUGAUGAAGAUGACCAUUGCCAAACCAGAGGAGCUGGACGCCCUUAUGGAUGAAAAGGCCUAUGAGAGAUACAUCAGAUCCAUGGAGGAUUAACGCGGUCUAGGAAUAACGUUAACACCCCACCCGUCCCCCCCACGCCUGCCUGUCAAUCACUACCAGAGGAAGUUGUGAUGCUACACCAGAAACGCCAGAGGAGCUGCAGAGCUCAUCCGCAUUGACCCGCCUGUGUUGUGCUCUGAAUGUUAGGAGUCCUUAGCGUAUUGUAAUGUGUAAUGGCAAGUGUCUUACAUAGGUGGCAUGGUAAUGUACAUGGCUGAAGUAGAGUGACACUGUCCAGUAAGUCCUGAUACAGCCUCUGGAUGAAUCUCAUGUCGUAACCUCACUUCCUCACGUCCUCCACCUGCUCUUUAAAUCAUCCGAGGUUUAUGUCUCUGAUUUGAGGAGUCGGGGGGCUUGAGGGAGACGUUUAAGAUUCAUCCCCAGUGUUCACCUUAAGGGCUCGUGGUGAGGAACAGGAGACUAAACUCUAUUGGGAAGAACAGUCCUCAGACAAUCACUGUCAAAUAUAGAGGUCUUGAUCAGUCCACCUCACAGGGGAAGGGAUUAACAGAGCACUUUGGAUUUGGAGGAGGCUGGUUUCUACUGUUUGUUUGUGCCUCUGCGUGUACAGCAUGCACUGGCACUGAAGAUGAGAUGUAGAAAUAAAACACUCACACUUCCUUGUG